Molecule: messenger RNA, 4464 nt
Organism: Podospora pseudocomata
Lineage: Eukaryota; Fungi; Ascomycota; Sordariomycetes; Sordariales; Podosporaceae
Exons: 3
Coding region: 1071-4433 (1120 amino acids)
Biological process (GO): response to starvation; autophagy
Cellular component (GO): cytoplasm
Molecular function (GO): protein binding
Source: RefSeq, a predicted model, not a curated record
CCGUCUCGGACCGCAGAGCGCGUACAAAGAUAAACCCCGCCAUUUGCUGGGCUUCUGGCUGAUAGCGUGGUAGCGCUGGGCUUAUCCCAUGCUUAUCUUGGGGUUCAUUGGCGCUAUUCCCGUCAGGGCUGAAGUACCCCAGCAUGGAGUGGAUUUCCCUUGCUGCAGAACCCCACCAGCCCGCGCAAGGGACCGAACCACGAGCCACACACCCCCCUCCCCCCCUUUCCUGGGCCCUUGUGCUGCACCCAGCAUUCACAGGUGCGCCGUCUGUCAACCUUGACCCCAGCUGGCUGUGGCCGUCCUCGCUCCCCGUCGAGUCACGGCCGGUCCAGUCCAUCCAGGCACGGCCAGUUCAUCCAGCACUGGCUAUCCGUACCACACACCAUAGCUAGGACGGUUAUUCCAUCCAUCGUCUUGCAUCUUCUCUUCUUUCUCCUUUCAUACAACACCAGAUACCAACAUCAACACCAACCAGAACCACCACCAUAAAUUUCUUCUCUCUUUCUAGUCUUCUUCUGUUAUUCCCUCUUCCUUUACUAGUCUCUUGAUAAUACACCCCACUGCAUGCUGCAUACUACCUCUCUACCUUAUCGUAAUACUUAUAGAAAAAGGCUGGCUUUUUGUUUCGCCCGUGUCAGAAGACCUCACGCGCUUCCUGUGUUGGACAGCGCCUCUCUCUGGGAUCUUCCGCUCCUUUCUUUGUCCUUCUCCUCUACAACCGACACUCCGACCGACCGAGGCGCCUACGCCAUUGUUGAGCCGUUGAUAAUCUAGACAGCCCGAGCGCGCAUCUACACUACAACCAACACACAAAGAGUCACCCCGAAGCACCUGUCAUACUUCGAUCGCAACUCCCUGUUGCACGCGUACAUACACUUGUCAGCGACGACCGAACAGAUAUCGAGACUACCGCCGGUGCCUUGACUUGAAUACAUACUGUUCGCUUUACUGCUGAUAUACCUUAAUUACCCUUCGGCCGGCACCUUCUUCGUCCAAGCGUUGAGGGGUGUCAGCUAUCUCGUUACGCGAGCGGUAUAACUGCUCGCUUGACUUCUGGGUCGCCAUUCAUGCCAGUCUCCAAGAAAGACCGGAAGAAUGGCAAAGAAGGCGGCGGAGUGGUCGCAGCGGUGACAAAACAAGGUGCCAAGUUCACUAAUGGGAAUGGCACCGGCACCACUAAAGGAUCAUCCAGUGCCUCACCUGUGAUCUCUCCAGAGAUCAAACCGGCUAGUGUCUCGUCCAACGAGAACCCAGUUGCGUCGCCCCUCUUGGAUGCUGCCUCGACGGCAUCAUAUGCGACGAGCACCUCGUUGAACACCAGGGAAUGGACUCGGGGGAUCUCCGCAGGCAUGGCCGGUUCCCCGGGAAACCUCAUCAGCUUAGUCGGCGAGUCUCCGCCGACGGCGCCUUCCUCCUAUGAAGAUCCCCGCGGCAUCCCGUCAGGCUGGUCCUCGCCGAGACCCUCGGUGGGCUAUCACCCGCCUUCGGCCUCUCCCCCGCUUGCAGGAAGACGUCCCUUGAGCUUCCACGUGGACAACAACUAUUAUUCGCCUCCAGACACCCACAGCCAUCUUGGAUCGAUCGCGGCAGCUAGGCGCGGCUCUAUGCAUUCCAACUACGCCCAUAGAGCUGUUUCAAAUCCGCCUUUGCCUCAUCAGCCCCAGGCUCAUUUCUACGGUGCCCCCGAAAUCGACCUUGACUCGCAGUCGCAUUCCGGGAUGAAGGCGGGAGAAAAGGGCUACUAUUGUGGAUUCGACACCCUUCCUUUGCCGAAUACCGACCCUGCCAGCAGCAAGUCCAAUGUCGUCCUUGCCGGCUAUGAAGGUGGCCUCGAGAUCCUCACCGUUGGAAAACGGGAGGUCGAGACUGUUGCUAACCUGAAAGGGCUGCGUGGCGGUGUCUACCAUGCCAAAAUCCUUCCCUGGAUGCCGCAUGAGUCGGAUCUUUUCCCGUUAGUCGCAGUCGUUAUUCAUGGGCCGAACCUGCCCGCGCCUGCUCCCGCUAUCAACGUGGAAGGUGAUUAUGAUGCGGUUUCUGCCGAAAGAUCGGAGGCCAUGACCAACAUCACGAGCCUUGACCCGUCCUCGAGAGAGAGCGUCACGGGCAGUCGCCCGGCGCCCGGAUUUGCCGAAUCUUAUUACACCUCUGUAGAGGUCUACUCUCUCAAGACAGGCCGCCCGGUGAGCGUUCUUCUCGAGGCGCCAAAGGUGCCCCUCAAGAUUCCCAUCACAAGCGCAGCAUUCAAGGCACCUCCUCCCACCGGUGCCUUCCACAUUCAUGCUGAAGGCGGCAGUAUCGUGGUGUCGUCGGGAGUUACCGGAGAAUGCUGGAUCUAUCGGCAGGCACCCGUCGUCGCUGAUCAGCCGCUGCACUUCAGAUGCCACGGCAAGGUUUGGACGACUCUCCAGCAGCCGCUCAAAGGAGAGCCUGGCCAAGAAAACGAGCGAGGCCGGUCACCAGUUCCACCACGACCGAGACCUCAGGUUGCCAUCGUCAGCGUCAGUUCCAGAUGGAUGGCAUACUGUCCUGCUACGCCGUCCUCACAGAUAGCACUGCGUGCUUCGGUUCCCGUUCUCAUUCACGGCCGCGCCCCUGGGUUGACGUCCGUGACUCCCCCUCAGCUGCCCCAGGCGAAUGCGGAUCUCGACCUGCCGCUUUCCGAGAGCGUGGUCAACAAGCUCAUGCGCGACGCCACGCAAGAGCUGAUUCAAGGUGCGAAGUGGGUUGGGAAGCAGGGCUUACAGGCUUGGAACAAUUACUGGAACCCCCAGCCUUCCCAGACACCGAGGUCACCAACACAGGCCCCUCAGAACUGGGGCCUGGGCGCCUCACCACCUCAGUUCCCUCCCACACAUGGUGCUGUGACGCCACCUGUCUCCAAAGAGCCAGGUCUUGUGUCUGUUUUGGACAUUGAUAGUCUUGGGCCAUCCAGCAAUCUCCAUCCCGUCACUACGUUCACCAUUCCUCAUGGGUGCAGCUUCCUCUCACUAUCACCUUCAGGGCUUUUCCUGUUCAGCGCGAGCAGCAAGGGCGACGUCCAGACGGUGUGGGAUUUGAUGCGGGUUCAGAACACCAAGUCAUCGCCUCUCCAGGCUACUGGCUCACCUGUCGGAGGUCCACGUGUGCGUCAAGUUGCCCAGUUCUCGCGCAUGACGGUUGCUCGUAUUGUUGAACUGGCCUGGACCCAGCCCCAUGGUGAGCGUGCUGCCAUGGUCACUGAGCGCGGCACCGUUCACCUUUUGGAUCUUCCGUCGGGUGCCUUCUCCUGGCCGCCUCCGCGUCGCCGACUUCCCGAAGAGACCAAAGCUGCUGUUCCAGAAGGCUCGACUUCGGCUGUUUCGAUGGCGACAAACGCCUUGAGCUCUGUCCGGGAAGCCGCCCGCCCGCUGAUCAAUCGCCAGCGUCGGAGCAACUCGAACACCCCAGCCUUUGCAGGCGCUGCAGAAUAUGCUGCUCAUGGUGGCAAGGUGAUUGUUCACGGCAUCAGCCACUCCCUGGGCAAGACUGGGAAUGCAAUCAGCCAGCUCAGACACACCGGAGACAACAGAGUUUCAUUGCCAAACUCUUCCGUGCUCCCCGAGCCCGGUUGCGUAGCCUGGGUCGCCAAGCGUGACCGCUCUCUCUCUGUCUUGGGAGGGGGUCAGGUCAGAGUAUUCCAGAGCAAGAGGUCUGGUGCCCACGGCAAGCGGGGACAGCGGCUCUCUAGGUACACAGAUCAUCAGCUCCCGUUGCUGCCUGACGACUCCAUAGCUCCAGCGGUGAAGCGCAUUUUGGAUCCCGAUGAGUAUUUGGAUUUCUCCGAGCGGGACCUGGACCCCUUCAACAAUACUCUGGUGCUGAACCAGACCAAGCCUAGCUUGCGGGCCCGGUAUGGCGGCGUUGAGUCGUCUAUUCCCCAAGCCGAGAUUGAGUCCAGCGCCCCGUACCAGCCUUUCCACACCGACAGACGCAUCGCCUUGUAUGAGAUGACGUCCUCCUCCAAAGCCAAGUCCUUGGAGAUCACGUCCAUUUUGGCCGAGACUCAGUUGGAGGACACUCAGGCAGAACCAUCAGCACCGCGCAAGAAGAAGAGCAAAGCCGCUCGUGCGACUCCGCCCCCUGUUGAGGAGGCUGCUGCUGCUGAUGAGGCUGCUGCCGCUGAUGAGAACGACGCCGAUGAUACCUGGGUGUUUGGCCUGCCGAUCAGCGCCACCAAGAUCGAUCUCGGUCUGCCCCAUCUGCCAGAGGACGAGUCAUUCAACAUUGACCUCGAAGCCUCGCGUGCGUUGCCCGCCUCGGCGAUGGAAAGGGUCCUUUUCCGCGGGGAUGACGACACGCAGAUUGUGAUUACCACAAGACGCAGACGGGGAGCAGGUGGUUCGGGGAAUGGCGAGGACGGGUUUUUUGAGGAUGAUUGCGAGGUGUUGGAUUUUGCUGAUCAGCGGGUUUGAGCGAAUGAAGCGAGGAGUUUUUUUUUGGGGG